UGUAUUUGCUGAUAAUGUUGUUGAGAGCUCUGAAGUAACAUCUGGUCUCACUCGUAUUGGGGAAUAUGAGCUCCAUGACCUUGUAAUACUAGACAAUAAGAGUUUUGGCGUGAUUAUACGUGUAGACAGUGAAGCCUUCCAGGUCCUUAAGGGUGUACCUGAUAGACCUGAGGUAGCACUUGUUAGACUUAGAGAGAUCAAAGGGAAAAUUGAGAAGAAAGGGAAUGCCCAAGAUCGGUUUAAGAACCAGUUAGCGGUGAAAGACGUGGUAAAAGUUCUCGAGGGUCCUUGCAAAGGAAAACAAGGUCCUGUAGAACACAUCUUCAGAGGAAUUGUUUUUAUUUAUGAUCGCCAUCACCUUGAGCAUGCUGGUUAUAUUUGUGCCAAAACUCAAUCUUGUGUGUUGAUUGGUGGCUCGCGGGCAAAUGGUGAUCGAAAUGGUAACCCCUUCUCAUCAAGAUUUGCGAAUCUCAGAACUCCACCACGUGCUCCUCAAUCUCCAACAAGAUCUUUUAGAGGUGGCCCACCUAUGAGCUAUGGAAGAGGGCAUAGAGGUGGAAGAGGGCAUGAUGCUUUAGUUGGUGCAGAUGUGAAAAUUCGUCUUGGGCCAUUUAAAGGUUGUAAGGGGCGUGUUAAAGAUAUCAAAGGAACUUCAGUCCGUGUUGAACUGGAAGCCCAGAUGAAAGUUGUUACAGUUGAUCGCAAUCAUAUUGCGGAUAAUGUUAACGUGACAACACCAUUCCGGGAACCAUCUAGAUAUGGUUUGGGAAGUGAAACACCAUCACAUCCUUCAAGGACUCCACUCCACCCAUUUAUGACACCUAUGAGAGAUCCUGGAGCAACACCUAUCCAUGAUGGUAUGAGGACGCCAAUGCGUGACAGAGCAUGGAAUCCAAUGAGUCCGCCUAGGGAUGAUUGGGAAGAAGGAAACCCUGCUUCCUGGGGGUCAAGUCCGCAAUAUCAGCCAUCUAGCCCUCGUUCAAGGGCUUAUGAAGCACCUACUCCUGGUUCUGGUUGGACCAACACUCCCAGCGGUAAUUACAGUGAUGCUGGGACCCCAAGAGACAAUGGUUCUGCAUAUGCUAAUGCUCCAAGUCCUUACUUGCCGUCAACUCCUGGUGGACAACCACCAAUGACACCGAGCUCAGCAUAUAUACCUGGUACUCCAGGCGGGCAGCCAAUGACUCCUGGAAGUGGUGGGCUGGAUAUGAUGUCACCUGUAGGAGGUGGGGAUACUGAAGGUCCUUGGCUCUUGCCUGAUAUCUUGGUCAAUGUACGGAAGUCCAAUGAUGAUACUGUCACUGGAGUUGUCCAUGACGUGCUAGCGGAUGGUUCUUGUAGCGUUGGUCUUGGAUCGAGCGGCAAUGGUGACACUAUCAUUGUACACCCAACUGAAAUUGAGAUAGUUGUACCAAAAAAGUCGGAUAAGAUCAAGAUCAUGGGUGGUCCCCAACGUGGUGCCACUGGUAAGCUUAUUGGUGUUGAUGGCACUGACGGGAUUGUAAAGGUUGAUGAUACUCUUGAUGUUAAAAUUUUAGACAUGGUACUUUUGGCGAAGUUAGCGCAUGCAUAGGGACUAUCAAUUCUAGUUAGCGAGCACGUUGUGGUCAAUAGCAAUAGUUUGCAUUUGUAUCAUAUUUUUCAUGUUAUGCUAAUCAUGAGUUCAAGGCUCAAUCUUUAUGUGUAAAUCUUUCCUUCAGAGUUACUGUCCUUUUGUUCAAUGGUCUGUUACGUAUGGAAGGACGGUAUAAAUGCAUUUCAAAAGAAACAAUGUUUAAAAGGA
Messenger RNA from Nicotiana tabacum (common tobacco), 1783 nucleotides. The record is from RefSeq and is a predicted model, not a curated record. Lineage: Eukaryota; Viridiplantae; Streptophyta; Magnoliopsida; Solanales; Solanaceae.